AUGCGGAAACAAUCGUUCAUCACCGUUCGGUGGUGGUGGAUUCUGGUGUGCCUCCUUCUGUUUCCAUUGGAGAUGUAUCUGCUGGACUUUAUUGAGGAAGGAGCCGCAAUAACAUUGAUAGAGCCGCCACCACCAUCAUCCACAUCCUCUUCUCCCCUUAGGGAACCGACAAACAAACUUGACAACACUCACACGUACAGUUCCUCCUGCUUCCAAGAGUUGCAAAAACUGGACAAUCAAGAGGUACAAUGGGAAUUUGAAGAUCCCAAAGCCAAGUGCUCCAAAUUGAAAUGGAAACAUGGUAUUAUUGAUCCCAGCAACAGCAAUUCUUCAGCUACUUGCUCGAUACCACCGUUCGAUCCUCGAACCUUUGUUCAAGUAUUUGAAGGUCGAACCUUGGUGUUCGUAGGAGACAGUCUCUCGUCGAUGUACUGUAUGAACUUGCAGGACAUUUUGGCAGGAGCUGGUCUUAAUGCCAACGAGUUGCCUCGGGAUGCCUAUCACAGGACUGAUCCGUUUCGACGGCGGAUAUCCUUUGGAUGUCAGGAAUUUCAGAAUGGGAUCUUGAUAUGUUGUGGAUGGAUUGCAUUUUCAAAUUCAAAAAUGGAACGAAAGCUCUCCAAUCAGGAUUUGUUUUCCGAUGAGAACAACAAUGGGAUUCUAAUGAAUGUAAUGGAACCAUCAGAUUUGGUAAUUUGGAAUGCAGGAGUCCACCAUACACGGAGUUUUCAGGGGACGACUAAUGAUUUGAUCCCAAUGCUACAAAAUAUCUUCUCAUCCUACUCCAAACAAAAGAAGUCCAAAAAACAUUCAUUACCAUCUCUAUGGUGGAAAGAAUCUUAUGCUCAGCACUUUGAGACCGGGCACUGGGAAUCGAGAAAACAAAGAGAAUGUCACGAUAUAUCCAUGCUACCAAUGGAAAAUGAAACUGGCAUCUACAACCAAGUCACAGAGCCUUUGGUUCAACAAUUCCAUAUUCCAGUUAUGCGGGUAUACAAAGCUUCGGUUCCAUUGUAUAUGGCCCACAACAAAUCCAGAGAUUGUACCCAUUAUUGCACUGGGGAUCGUGGCCCGAUGGAUCACGACAAUGCAUUACUGCUGGCUCUAAUCCAAAAUGCGAUUCGAGAAAAGGUACUGCCUCCCAUCACGACGACUCGCACACUCGACUCGAAAUAUGAUUUGCAAAAGCGAUGGCUUUUGCUAAUGUCACACCCUACCAUGUCACUCAUGUCAAAACUAACCGUAUGUGCGCAUCCAAAUCAUUCCGAAAGGAAGCACUAUUGGGAUACAAAGAAGGAUGGACGAAUGCCACAGGCAAUGCGAAAUUGUCUGCCGACUGAUGACGACUAUACUUUUUUCUCCGCCGAAGGAUAUUUCUAA
Cylindrotheca closterium is the source of this 1380-nucleotide messenger RNA. The record is from the annotation of a GenBank genome assembly. NCBI's taxonomy places the organism in Eukaryota, Bacillariophyta, Bacillariophyceae, Bacillariales, Bacillariaceae.